This is a messenger RNA of Rubroshorea leprosula, 322 nucleotides long. The record is from the annotation of a GenBank genome assembly. NCBI's taxonomy places the organism in Eukaryota, Viridiplantae, Streptophyta, Magnoliopsida, Malvales, Dipterocarpaceae.
CAAAAGAGAAGGAAGAGAAGGAUAUAGUUUCUCAGCAGAAUAUGUAUGCCCAGUUACUGCCUCUUGCAUUGCCUGCACCUCCAAUGCCUGGAAUGGGUGGUGCAGGAAUGGCUGGAGGUUUUGCUGUGACACCACCACCUCCAAUGAGUGGGAUGGGGAUGCCUUCAAUGCUUCCCAGGGGUUCAUACUGAUCUCUGGACAGAUCUAGUGUACAUUUAACAUGGAAUGCCUAUGCCGUAAAGCUCACAUUGCCGAGCGUCUCCACUUGCAUUCAAGGUGUAUUGGAUUUCUUUAUAGUGGAUCAUAAAAUUGAAGUGCUUCU